AUGGAUCCAGUAACAUUAGAAAGUGCUUUAGAGAAAAAAUGCAAAAACCAUCUCUGGCUCGUAUGGUUGUUCUUUCUAACAAGUACUCCAGGAAUUUUCAAUUCGAUGCAUAUAACGUCUUAUGUUUUUCUUGGAGGGGACCCUUCAUUUUCUUGCGAUAUUCCAGAGCUAGUUGAAUCCAACUGGACAAUGGAACAAAUCAUUGAAAUUAGUAGCCCAGGAAUGAACAAACAAAGCUGUGUGAAAUAUGACUGGAAUUACACUUUAUUAAGUGAAAUGGGCUUUGAUCAAGCUCGCCAUUAUUGCAACCAUACAGAAAAACCGGAAGUCAUAAAAUGUUAUGGCUACAUUUUUGAUGAAGAAACUAAAGGUCAAACAAUAGUCAGUCAGUGGGACUUGGUUUGUGAUAAUUUGCCUUUGAGGUCAACUGCUCAAGUUGGUGUUGCUAUUGGAAAAUUCUUUGGAGCAUUUAUCUUUGGUCUUUUUGCUGACAGAUUCGGAAGAAAGAAGAUAUUUUGCUUUUCAUGCUUUCUGUAUAUGGUAGCUGGACCGGCUGGAGCCUUAGUUAAUGAUUAUUUAUUAUUUAUUAUUUUGAGGAUACUAGUCGGGGUUGCUGGCUCUGGGGUAUACGAAGCUGGUUAUACUAUAUUGUCAGAGUUAACGGUGAAACAUUACAGAGCAUACUUAGGCUGCCUUUAUAAUGUGUCAUACUCAGUAGGAUUAAUACUUCUUCCAUUGGCUGCCUAUUUCACCAAUAAUUGGCAGCAGUUACAGUUGGCUAUUUCUGUUCCUACAAUCUUCCUUUUAAUACAUUGUUGGUAUUUACCAGAAUCACCAAGGUGGUUAAUAACACGUGGUAAGCUAGAAAAGGCAUCAAUAAUUAUUGGUAGUAAGUGCUGCCUUGAUUUUGAAGGAAAUGCUCACCAUCAAAAAAUUGUUCAGGAUCAAAAUCAUCCUUGGUAUAAAAAAGUGAUCAUUUUCUUGAAAAAUUACUUUAUGCUUUUCUCAACAUUUGAACUGACAAAAAGAAUACUGAUUUGCUACUUAGGAUGGUUUGUUGGAAACUUAUACUACUAUGUUAUUGCACUUAAUGGAGCUAACUUUACCGUCAAUGAGUACCUAUAUGUUGGGCUCAAUGGAAUCUGUGAGGUUCCUGGCUAUACUAUUCUUCCUCUAGUCGUUCUUACAUAUUAUGGCCGUAGGAGUGCUGGAAUAGCACUAUUUACAGUUUCUGGUAUUGCUGUGCUGAUUAUAAUGUUUGUACCUCAAGGUUGGCCAGUGAUGAGUAUGGCUAUGAUCGGGAGACUUACAGUAUCAGCAGUGUUUUCAGUUAUUAUCCUUCAGACCUCAGAGCUAUUUCCUACUGAACAUCGAAAUACUGCAGUUGGCAGCAGCCUCACUGUUGCACAAUUUGGUACAAUGGCCGCGCCAUAUAUAGUUGAUAUAUUGGGAAAGAAAAUUUGGUGGAUUCCUACAACGCUAUGUGGUGUCCUUUCUCUCUUAUGUGCAUUUGUCUUAUUUUUUAUACCAGAGACUAGAGAUACUCCAAUGCUGGACACUCUUAGCGAGAUGAAUCAGGGAAAAGAGUCUCAUACCAAUGAUACCGAAUCGGCUAGCUGA
Messenger RNA from Nezara viridula (southern green stink bug), 1620 nucleotides. NCBI's taxonomy places the organism in Eukaryota, Metazoa, Arthropoda, Insecta, Hemiptera, Pentatomidae. The record is from the annotation of a GenBank genome assembly.